AGUUUCGACUGCACGACCGCUAUAUGAGAAUAAAGAUGUAAUGACCAUGACUGAACGCUACAUGUACUCAACGGAAUCUCAGUAACACAGUGUUCCUCUCUUGGAGGCUGCGAGGUGCCGACUCGUGUGUUUCCAUCUGUCCCGUGACCGCAAUGUCGCGAACCUCGGCCGGGCUUGUCCCAGCUGGCGGCCCGUCCAGUCCCGCCUUCUCAUUUUUUGCACAUUUCUCGCCACUUUCGGGACACCAGAAACAGGCGGCGCAUCAGAUCCUGCCACACCUUUUCCUAGGUUCAGCCGCUGCCGCCCGGAGUGCAACUUGGCUGCAGCAGAACCGCAUUACGCACAUUGUCUGCGUGCACAACGCUGAAGUCUCGCCUCACGAGCUCAAACGGCAGCUGACAAUAUCACACCCCGCAGGCGAUACGCGAGCGACCUCUCACCACCACCGGCAGCAAACUGUUGCAGGGCAACUCGUCGUCCACCCUGACCGGUGUGUCUACUGCUGCUGCUACGUCCAAGACACGCCCCAGCAGGUUUUUCUCCCUGUGCUCUUCCCCGUCAUGGAUUUCAUUGACAACGCAAUCCGAGACCAGUCCUUCAGGGGAGGAGGCUCUCAGGCGUCUGGCUCUCAGACACCGCGCCAGAGCAGCAGCGCCCCGCAGCGGAAAUACCCCAGACGAAAUCACAUGUUUGUCUCCGCGGAAGAGCAAACGAGCCUUGUGGAUGAAAGUGGGGAAGACGGCCGCGAGUCACGGUCGUCCCCGAAGGGGGCAGACUUAGGCAGCUCGACUCGAAAUAGUUUGCCUCAAGGAAGUCCCAGCGGGGCUCCGCACGGAAACGUCCUUGUACACUGCGCAAAAGGCAUUAGCCGCAGUGCCUCCUUGGUCAUCUGCUAUCUGAUGUUUCGCCGAUGCUGGUCCUAUGCCGACAGCUUCACGUACAUUCGGCGAAAACGACCCAUCUAUCCAAAUGUCGGAUUUCAAAUCCAGCUGCAAGAGAUUCAAAAGCGGCUGCAGAGGUUUCGUCCUACGAUACCGCGUGUAGAUGAAGCGGAGGAGGGCCUGAAACGAGUUACCCCAACAGCCGUUGCAGCCGGACUUGUUCGUCCGGACGAUGACGAGCCUGAUUUGUUCCGGAGAGAUCCUACGGCAGCCGAGAAACUCCUGGAGAUAUUUAAAGAGGCGCGAACGGCUCUAGAUUCAGCUGCCCUUGAACAGAGGCUUGUUGCCAGCAUUUUGACUCAACUUCUGGAGACUCAGGAACUGGUGGAGAACAUGUUCUCGCAAUCUAGUUUGCUUAGGGACCGCCAGAAAUGGGAGCUUCAUGGGUUGUUUUUCGAAAAUCUCAAGUCAUAUGGAGUUGCGGCGCCUGCUGAAGUCCUUGCCACCGCCGAGAAAGUGGCGAAACGAGCGAGCGAUUUGAAGCUCGUGUUCACGGCCACCUUGCCGGGGGUGGCGAUGGCCGACACAGUUGCCGAGGAGAUUCGCCGCUGGGUGCAGGUGGCGACGAAGGUGGCUGAGGAACGCGAGAAGAAGGCUCAGGCGGAGCGGCCAAAGAAGGAAAAAAUCCCGGACGAGCGCUCUGCAGGGAAGCUGAUCAAGAAUUCCGGCGGGGACGCACAGGCAGAGACACCCGCGUUGAGUCACAAGAAACCGCACGACGACCUCAAGGGCGGGGGGGCUGCGGCGAGCGGAUGCCUGAGUCCUCGGAGUAUCCUGAAUAGCGAAAGCACGCAGGAGAAACACUCUCAGAGCGGGCAGAAAGACGGCUCUGAUGGACUCGACCUCUCGUCUGGACACCAACUUUUCGGCACGCAAGUCUCCUCAACUGCUGCCACACUGCGUGAGAGGUUGAAAAAGAUCCGAGAGAAGCGCGCAGCUCUUGCUGACACCUCAAAGGGUCCUGGAACCGAUCAAGCUUCGUCUGCUGGAACAUGUAGGGACGCGCGAAAUAGCGAGGGACCCUCCGAUUCGCCAGCUAAGGCCGAUGAGUCUAGAUCAGGGUCCCCGCGAAUGGCCGUGCCCCGACAACCGCCAGAUGACGACUGGAAAGACCGGCGGCAAAUGAAGAAAUUGAAGAAGCAGAAGAAGCGCGAGAAAAAGGAGAAAAAGAGAAUGAAGAAACAGAAGAAUGGUCGCAGCGGGAGGUCUCUGCGUGCGCCGAGCUCGAACAGUUUCAGCAGCGGCUCUGUGAGCAGCAGGAGCAGCGCGAGCCCGCGGCGAGAGCAUUCGUCCUACAGGAAUCUGUCCCCGUCCGACUUCGCUAGAAAGGCAGGCAAUUCGACUUCAGAUCGGACGUAUGACCGUGAAGAACGAGAGAGGCGCGAAAUAUCCCACUCAUCCUCCCGAGAGCGGCGCCCGCACAGCAGGUUCCACGAACGAGGCCGGUCCGUUGAGAGUCGCGGAAGAUCGGCGCGAACUCGCAGGCGUUCUUCGUAUUCGGAGGAAAGUCGACGUGGCAGAAGAGACUCUUCUCGAUCCCCUUCCUGCGCCAGGUGGCGGAAGAGAAGAAGGUCGAGUUCCCGAUCUCUAUCGCCUCGGAGGCGGCGCGAGGGAAGGGGCGAAGACAAAAGUGAACAAGAGGCCGGUGGGUCCCGGUGCAUGUCCCAAGCAGGAUCUCUAGUUCGGAGUGAAACAAAGAGAGUCGCUGAUCGGAAAUAUUCACGCGAAUCUCCUCCAGCGAGAAGGCGAGUAACGCGCAGCAGGAGUGUCGAAUCGCGAAGGUCCUCGUCAAGGUCGCGAUCGCUCUCUCCCGCUCUCCGCCGUCUGUCACGCGAACGGGCCUGGUCACCGCUAAGUCACAGCCGCAGCAGAAGUCCGCGUGAAGAGGGGCAAAGAAGGCGGUAGUCAUUGCCUUUUUCUCAGCGACUGCUCGUAGGCGCGUCUCUGCAGGAACCUUGAAGGUUGCCUCUUGCGAUGGAAACACAAGUCUGGAGCAUAGGGCUAUGCGGCCUCUGGCGGGACGGAAAAUUUCAAGGACCCACUGGUGUUGUUCUGUU
Molecule: messenger RNA, 2998 nt
Organism: Toxoplasma gondii ME49
Lineage: Eukaryota; Apicomplexa; Conoidasida; Eucoccidiorida; Sarcocystidae
Product: dual specificity phosphatase, catalytic domain-containing protein
Exons: 6
Coding region: 153-2846 (897 amino acids)
Biological process (GO): negative regulation of MAPK cascade; protein dephosphorylation
Cellular component (GO): cytoplasm
Molecular function (GO): protein tyrosine/threonine phosphatase activity; MAP kinase tyrosine/serine/threonine phosphatase activity
Source: RefSeq, a predicted model, not a curated record